AUGCAAGAUCAAAAGGGAUUAGAUUUAUUAAAACUGGAGUUGGAGCAAAUAACAAAAGAAAGAAAUAUGCUUGAAGCUGAGAUUAUGAAGCUAAAACAGAUUAUAGAAGAAAAUGCUAAACGUGAAGCCAAGGAUAUAAGUGUUACUUCUGAUACUCCUUUAAGGAUAACGGAGCUGACUGAGGAGAAUGAAAAGGUACCUGAUCUUCCUAGCAAUUUGGUUGUCAUUAACAAAAAUACAGGUCAAGGCAAUAAAAAUAAAGGCUUGUUAAGCGACGAAGCAUUAGAUAAACUUAUUAAAGUGGCUAAUGGAAUAUUGGAAGAGCAUCAAAAUUAUAAUAUUAAAAUACCAUUUGUUCCAUCUUUGACUGAGGCAAAAGUUGUACACGAUGGUUUGGUUCAUAGUUUUCCAUCCGCUUUGUUGGUGGAAGGUGAUGUUAUUGAAAUGAUAUAUGGUGACAUCGCCCCUUGUAGAAUAAAAGUGAUUUCUCAGGAUCUUAGCAGUGAUCUCAACAAUAAGGAACAAGAUAAUAAGGAACGUGACAUACCUUCGCAAACUGUAUGGGAACAACAUUUGAAAAAUAAGGGAAGAUAUCAAUUCGUGCUAUUGGAAACUCCCUGGGCAAAUUGUUUGAGAGCUUCCAUACAACAAAAACGAGCAGUGUACUUGGAUCAACCAGUUAUUGAUCCCCUCACACCAAUUAUGCCUCUCAUUAAAACAAAGGAUAGCAAUUAUUUAUAUCAUAUAGCACAGAUGCUUGAAGCUUUGUUUACUUAUGAUGAUGAAUUAAUAGAAGAAAAGAAUCUUUGGUGUGUACACACAAAUGAUGAUAAUUGUCAAUUGAUUGUUAAAUUUGCACAACAGUACAAUGCUGAAGCUCAUCAACUGUGUGCUGAAUAUGGAUUUGCACCUCAAUUAUUGUACUACAACAAGGAUGAAAUAUAUGAUGAAAAUGAGAAAAUAUUACAGGAAAUUCACAGUGCUUUGCAGAAAUUAUAUGAAAAAAAACUGAUGUUUAGUGACCUUUGUAAGAGUAACAUCAUGAUUCAAGAGGGCAUUAUUGGUGUGCAACAUGUAAAACUUGUAAAUUUUGAUUGGUGUGGUAUUGAAGGUCAGGAUUGCUACCCAGCAUUUAUCAACCAUGAAAUAAAUUGGCCAAGUGGAGUUUCUGAUAAGAAACCACUUCAUUGGUCUCAUGAUAAAUGUUUCUUUAACAUGCUUUGUGAUGAAUUUGAUAUGGGUCAUCUUAAAUUUCACUGGUAA
Entrophospora sp. SA101 is the source of this 1263-nucleotide messenger RNA. The record is from the annotation of a GenBank genome assembly. NCBI's taxonomy places the organism in Eukaryota, Fungi, Glomeromycota, Glomeromycetes, Entrophosporales, Entrophosporaceae.